GAGCCUCUUCUGAAGAAAGUGUCGUUCAUGAUCACAGCUUUGGGUAAUUGUGGCUUUCAAGGAAUAUUUUCCCAUACUUAAUUUUCCUGUAUAAUCUCUCAACAGGAAUUUGUGCUCUUGGAAUUGGGAUGGUUGCCAAUCUAAAACGGAAAAGCUUACAAUGGGUACGUACGUAAUCAUGUGUUUAAAUAAAUCCGAUUUCUUGCAAUAAAAUUCGUGUUUUGCGCUGUCGUUGAUCUGAACUCAUUAACAAAUCAUGGAAGUGCUAACUCUUGUAGCCGCUCUGCUUGCUUUGAGCAUCACCCCUUACGGUGAGUGGAAAUUGCAGUGUUAGUUUACCAAAAAGCUCCUUCACAUAUUUUUGGCAAAACCUGAUCUUAAUCAGGGUUUAAGACAUACUGGAAAUUUUCGAACAAAGCUGGCUAGCACCCUUUUGUGGAUAAAACUCUUUAGAGAAAUAAUGAAAACCUCACAUUUCCGGAACAAAAUAAAAAGAAGUGCAUUUUUCAUUGGAAUAACAAAGUAUGUCCCGUCGUUAACAGCCAAGUGAAGCUAUCGUUUCGGUACGGAAAACCAUCAUUAAAUAGACAACCUGGCUACAUUUUUGAUACAUGUAACUUCGUUUUCUGAGUACACCUUUCUUCGGUAUGUAAUUAAGAGCUAUACUAUAAGGUGGAGACCUCGAACAGCGAUGCUCCAAGGUAAUUCUCUAAUUUUUCUCGUGGAUUGGUUUUGGAUGCGUUUCUUUCUUUUGAAUUAAUUCUUUUUUUACUCCAAACUUUUUUCCUAAUUCUCUCAAACAGCCCACUCCGUGAAGCUCUUGUACGCCAACCGACAUGACAUAAGGAUUAUUUCAACAAAUCAAAGUGACCAAAAGGAAACUACGAUCGUAGACACCCUUGAGGAUGCUAUUGCGUUGGACUUUGACUAUACGGAAGGAUUGGUAUUUUGGGCCGACGUUGGUCAGCAGAAAAUCGAACGCGUUCGUAUUUCACAAGAGAAGAGUGGGGAAAUCGAAGAUGUCAUUUCGUUUGGGUUAAAGAAGCCUGAGGGUUUAGCCGUAGAUUGGGUAGGAAAAAAGUUGUAUUGGACCGAUUGUAGCGAUUCUGACUGGGAAACGAACAGAAUCGAAGUUGCAAAUUUCAAUGGAUCAGAUCGCAAAGUUCUUUUUUGGAAAUACUUGGAUUUCCCCAGGGCUAUUGCCGUGGAUCCAUUAAAAGGGUACGUAAAACCUGGUUUCCUCAUUAAAAUGCCGUUCUAACAAUUAAUUUUCCAACAAAUAACUCAAUGAAACUAAAUUUGAAACACAACGAACGAACUACAUUAGUCGGAACAAACACUAUUGGACACAAACUUUCAAGAAUCUUUCUCUUUAAAGAAGUCUAUCGAUCAAGAUUUAUCUCAGUUUAUCCUUAUUGGCAAACUGAUGUCAUCUGAAAGAGACGAUAACAACGUCGAAGGCAUUUUACGCUUUUGAUAAAUGUCCAAAAUUGGCAAAAGUACGAUGAACUAUAUAAAUCUUGCCAACUCAAAAAUAGUUUUGGCGAAUAAUUUCCUAAAUCAAUCCUCAACCCUCUUAACAUGGGUGGAUCGUCACGCGUCUAUUGGAGACACACAAGCAACAAGCCAAUUAAACUUCAGGAUCAUGUGGAUAUCAUGCAUAUAUCUGGCAAUGAUAAUGCACAAUGAUAACAUAAUCUAAGUUUAAUUUUUGUAUCCCUUUGAUUUUUUACUUUUAUACUGAGAAAACAAGCACUCAUAACAUCACCUGUGGAGCAGUUGGUUGACAAAAACGCAUUCUAAACCAUAUUCAAUUCCGCUGAACGUUGUAUCCAAACGAUGGGUUUUGUGAACAAAGUCACGAAAGCUUGUAGCUAACUUUCUCUGGAAAGGCAUCUAUUCAGUUGUCAUAACUGCGGUCUAAGUUAGAAUCCAUUUAAAGAGGAAUAGGCUUAGGGUGUUAGUAACAUGGGUAGAACUUGUCAACAGUAGUCCUAAACUGGUUUCGUGGAGAAAUCUUUAUCCAUUUUCCGUGCCAUUGGCAAACUCCAGCCACGCACAAAAAAAAAGGGGCACGACAUCUAGAAAGAACUAGGAUAAUCUGCUGUAAAACGUGACCUACGGAAAAUAUCCUAAUUUCCAUUGCCCUAAAAUCUGACAUGAAAUUUUCCUAAUUAUCUUGUUUUUUUAAAUUCGUCGAUCACGUAAGGAGUAGAAAUACAUGUACGUGCUAUAGAAUUGUGAGCAACUUAUGCGCCCAAACUUUUUUUGCUCUUAGCGAGACUUUUCUCGCAAACAUUUCUCCACAUUUAAGUGAAAUGCUUUUCAUGCAGCCACAAAAUCUUAACGUUAUUUUAAAUACUUUUCAUUAAUUAUGAUUUUGGAAGGAAUUUCCUGAAUUUCAUGCUCAUGUAGUCUAUCAAUGAGUCAAUUCUAAUUUUAAAGUAGCCCAAAAAAAAAAAAAAUACAGUGCUGGCAACAGCCAAGAUAUGUUUGAUUGUAAAAGCUUUCAGCUAACCCUCUUAGCACUCAUCCUAUUAUUUAAGAGUUCUUCUGGCUUUCUGGUAAGCUGUUAAAACAGAUUGGCCACCCCACUUGACCUGUUGAGAUUUGAAAUAGCAAUUGCCAGCGAUUACAAGUGUCAGUAACUUGGAUGCAAAACAGAACCUACAUGGUCGCCGGGGAUGAUUUGGCAAUUGUGAGAUCUGUAUCGAAAAAAGGGUGUGUAUUUCAAAAACCACAAUAUCCGAAGUUUACAAAGGUGGUAAAUCAAAUUCCAUCAAGAUACGAAAAGACAAUUUAUCGAAAACUUGAAAUUAUUAUGCGACUACGUUUGUUGACCUAUUAAGUCCUUGCAAUCAUCGGAAAGACCUACUGGAAGAUAAUUAGCAUAGGUUUAUUAGACAUUCUUUCAUACCCCAGCAUGCCAGGCGUCUACCAGAGGCUUAAUUUUUUUUCCUGUUGUUUUAGUCACACAUUUCUUUAUGCGUGUUUUUUCUUUUUUGCAUGGCUUCUCUUCAUCAUUUUUUAUAUUGUCUACUUUUUUAUGUUUCUUUCCUAGCCCUUGCUCCAUUAUUUUUUGUCUUUUUGGGUUUUGAACAAACUUUAAGUUUGAUAAAUAGUAACUAUUUUAAAUGAACGCCAUGAUUAUUGUUAUUUUUUUUUACGGCUAGGUAUAUGUUUUGGACAGACUGGGGAGAGAACCCCAAAAUAGAGCGAGCUGAAAUGGACGGCUCCAAUCGUCGAGUCAUCAUUGAAAAAGACGUUCAUUGGCCAAAUGGGUUAGCAAUAGACUACAAAGCUGAGAAAAUAUACUGGGUGGAUGCAAAGUUGUUUCACAUAGCGGCUGCCAACUAUGAUGGUACAAAACGUAAGAACAUGUUCAAGUCUUCAACCCAAUGCACACUGGCUCAUCCAUUUGCUAUGACACUGUACGAGAACAAAAUUUUCUGGACAGAUUGGACAACUAAAGGGAUACACUGUACGAACAAGAGCUCUCUCGAAUGUAGAGAAAUCUGGACCACUAGCUAUUCGCCCAUGGAUAUUCGUACAUACGAGCCACAAAGACAGAGGCAAAAGCCAGGUAACGCACCUAUCUGCAUCAAUCUUCCUCACCCUAAGCAAUCAACAUUCAAUCUUUGUUCAUCAUUAUCUCUUUAAUAAAUAUCUAUCUUCGAAGUUGUUAUUUUGUGUUUCUCCCCAGUGUGAUAAAAAUUUUUUCGGCUCCUAAAAGAAGAAGAGGGAGAUCGCGAGUUAUAAUCCAUCAAAAAUUUUUGCUUGCGUGCGAUUGUCCUAAAUCCAUUACAUGACUCAAUAUUCCAAAGAUAAAACAUCGGAAGAUUCGGUGAUAUUCCCCAAGUGAUAUUCCCCAAUUAAGAACCUUGCCUCCGACGAUGGCCCUAUGAAAAGCUUAUGAUGCUGAAUUCAAAAUUAAAUAUCAUCUUGACGCAUUCGAGAGUCCGCAUCCUUAGCAUUCUUUUGAUUCAUACUUUAGGUCAAAAUCCUUGCAACUCCCCCACCAAUGGAGGAUGCAGUCAUUUGUGUUUGUUGAAUGCUCGAGGUCAUUCCUGCGCAUGCCCAACUGGAGUGAAACUGUUGUCAAAUGGUAAAACUUGUGCGAAAGGUGAGUUGGAUGUAACAUGAGAAACUAUCUUGUGCUGAUGAUGCUGAUAGCUCUUUCCGCUUAACAGGUUUCGAGACAAAUUUUAGAUAACUCAAAAUUGCUGUGAAGGCUCUGAUUGCCGUCAUACUUAAUUACAGAACUCUUUUUGAAAAGGCUGAGGAUUUUUCUGAACCGCCAAGAAAUGGCGAGCUUUAAUAUAUUGUUAAGGAAAGAAGGAUGAUUAGAUUUGUUCAAAUCCGGAUACGAGUUUUAUUUUCACAGGAAGUGCUAAGUUUUUACCCAAAUCUUUCUGUCUUUGCUCCUGUUUGGUAACGUAGAGUGAACGCGUUACAGCACAUGAAAAUUAAAUUGCGAAUUCGUUAGGUUUGUACGUCAGAAGAGAUCUUCUUACUUUCCUUGAGUAGUGUAAACUGAAAAAGUGGACCAAAUCCUGGCACGCAACCAAACAGAGCCAGCUUGUAACAUGGACGAAAGAUGUGAUCCACAACCUGUUCCUCUAAACUGGUAGAAUCGACGUCAGUGUGCUUUCCACGGUAUUAGGGAGUUUAAGAUUUAUGACAUGUGGGAAAACGUUGCCGAAAAAACGAACGUUUUUCUUUAAUAUGAAAUCUCGUCAGUAGCCAGAUGCGUCUACCGUUUCUGACGAUGCGACAUUUUCCCUUCGGCAGAACAUGCGAAUGUAGUGUUGAUUUCGAUCGAAAACAUGACUAAAUUGCUGCCGAGGUUACCUCUCUAAGCGGAAGUAGAAGUUGGUGAUUUUACGAUUCUGUUCUGUACGGAAAUGCUAUGAAAUUUAUUAAGUUUAAAACGCACGUGCUGCUCUUGGAUUAUUUUGUUUGGCUACGUCCUCGUUGCCGCCCGUCGUGAUUUCCUUUAAGUCCCUAUUUGUCGUUAAUCACUUUUGUAAAAAUCUUCAAACCGUGGGCGACAUUAAGCCAAACCUUACAAAUCCGUCAACCCUGUAAUUACAAGGACUGAUAAAUAUGUAAAGGAGUUCUGAGAACUGAGAAGCUUAUCAGCUUGAGAGUGUUGUUCUCUUAAUAUUACAACAAAUACUUCAGUCAAAUUUACAAGGAAAUGAAUGACAGCCAGAAGGAAGGGUUACUGAUCGGAUAUUGGGGGUUAUAGGGUUUACUUAUUCAAACCCGCAUUAUUCUUGCAGGGUUGUGCCAAAAGUGUAAUCAAAUCCUCCCAAACAUGCAAUUUGGAUGCUCUUUUUCCUGACCGUGAUAUAAUUAUCAAUUGGAUUAUGAUCUCCAGAUUUCUAUCGCGUGAUAGUUGAUGAAGGUGAAGCAAAGCUCUCAUGAACUUGCGCGUAAAGAAAUCGAGAGCGAAUGAUCUAAUUAUUUUAUCAUAAAUUUACUAGCUAGUCGUUUGGUACUCAGCUCCACAACGAUGAAGGUUCGUGCUAUUUUUCUCCUGUUUACAACAGCGUACCAUUUUGCCACGAACUAUAUUCUCAGCUACCAUCAAGACAUAAUUUACGUUGCCACUCAGAUGGCAGCACUUAUGAUAGCACGGUAGUACUUUCGCGUUAAUCUCUAAUGUCACAAGAUAAAUGUCUCGUUGUCAUGCGACGACAAACUAUGCAAAAUAUUUGCUUAUGCGAACCAAUGAAGCUGUCAUUUUCAUGAUAGGUCCUGCUAAUUUCCUAUUGGUGGCAAGAAAAGUGGACUUGCGCCGUAUAUCACUCGACACGCAUGAUCUACAUGAUGUACUUUUGCCAGUUUCCGGUGUGAGACAAGCUGCGGCCAUUGAUUUCGAUCCAGUGGACAAAUUUGUUUAUUGGAGUGAUAAUGAAGCGCUUGAAAUAAAGAGAUGCAGAAUGGAUGGGAAAGGUACGUAAUUCUCAUUGAUUAUUCUUCGUGUGUUACCGAGAAACCUUGAUGUAAUUAUGAGUUAUCUCGACAACACAGAGAGCUGCCCUAAGGUUAAAGUAACAAUAUUACAUUGAUAUAGUUUAUUCCUAAUUUUAUAUUAACUUUGGAAGAAAGCAUCAAAACUGAACAUAGGGAAAAUGAGAGCCCGUAACCGUGUUAAACCACCUUGAAAGAUUCUAUCACUACACUCUAGGUGUAGACGUUGUUCACAAAUUCAACCUAUGUUUUGAAAGCACUUAGCGAGCAGCUUGUGCUCUUUUAAAAUAUUUGUUGCUUUUGAAGGUCCCGUAAUUAAUUUACAUUGUUUUUCUUGGAUUAGAUGUUGAAGUAAUAGUAUCAAGUAAACUUGAAUAUCCCCAAGAUGUUGCAGUCGACUGGGUGGCGCGGAAUUUGUACUGGUCAGACACAGGAAAUGAUAGAAUUGAAGUCAGCAGACUGAAUGGGUCAGCUAGGAAAGUUCUCAUCGAUGACAAUCUUGACGAGCCAAGAGCAUUAGCAUUGGAUCCAGCUCAUGGGUACUUUUUUAAUAAAUACUGGACGAGGUUUAGCAAAAUAUCGAAUUUUCCGGUAGCGACCCGAUGAAUUAGUUCCAAAUCACGGAAUUCUCCGAAAAACCAACUCAAUGAUUUUUUUUGUUAUUCGAUUGCCGUGUUUCUUUAUCAUAAUUAUUUUCGAUAAUCGCCCUCUGACAGCUUAGCUGCUCAGUCUCCCAGUGGUUUCAAUGAAAACAGGUUGCCGGCGGUCUAUCGCUGUUGAGCCUGUUGAGGCUCUCGUGUUUGUGUUUCGCCUUAUGUCCCCCGUCAUGGGCACAGCCCCCUAUCACGCUAUAGGCCGCUGCGAAUCGAAAAAAAAUUAUUGUAACUCCUGAUGAUCUGCGAUUUUCGCCAAAGAUUGCGAGAACAACUACGCAUGAGUAGGAACAUGGUUUAAAGGCAUUGCGCAUGACCAUACCAUCAUUAACUUCGGCAGCAAUAUUUGCAGGUCUCUCGUCGGGCUCUUGGCUAAUGGGGAGGAAAGGAAUUUUUAAAGAUAUUAAUGAUUUAGAUUAUUAGUACAGUAUAAAGUAACUGGCUAUGAGUACUCAUGACUUCCAAAAUAAAUAUAGAUUUCAUUUUGGAAAAGUCCAAGAUGCAAGUUGAUACAAAUAGAAACUUUUAACAUUGUGUAAUGUUCCUCAAAUUUUCUUAAUUCUACCAGAUACAUCUUCUGGACAGACUGGGGAAAGAAGCCAAAGAUUGAACGCGCAGGACUGGAUGGGAGUCAUCGCAUCACUUUGGUGAACUCAUCUAUAGGUUGGCCCAAUGGUAUCACCAUUGAUUACCGUCGGGGUAAAAUCUACUGGGCAGACGCUAUGUUAGACAAGAUAGAGGUCAUGAACUUAAAUGGGAAAAACCGUAAAGUUAUCGUGGAUACAGAUGUACCACACGUUUUUGGUCUGACAAUUCUCCAUAAUCGUCUUUACUGGACAGAUUGGCAAAAAAGAUCAAUUGAAAGUGCGAAUAAACGAAACGGCAGAGGCAGAAGAGUUAUCAGAAAAGGUGUAACCAGUCUAAUGGGACUCAAGGCAGUCGACCUUCACUUCCGUUAUGGUAAAGGUGUUCUUUGUUGUUACUGUUGUUGUUGUUUGUUCCUUCUAUCCAAAUGUGAACCAUUGAAUUAGAUUGAAGUUAAGACAGACGUCUAUCGUUCACGCUCAAUAUCUAACUUUCACCUGGCGAAGGAAGUUAUAUCUCUCCCUUCUUCACAAAUCUCUUUGAACGAUCUCCCCCCUUUAUUUUAAUUUCCUCUUCAGGGCUGUCUUUCAUUGACCUGCGUUUUUUGGGGUGCGGUAAUGCACAAGAUCGCUUGGACUUCGUCCGUACCCUCAGAUUCACUGAAUAGCAAAUUCUUAGGAAUACGAUGCCUGGUGGGAUACCCCGCACUAAAUUUAGGCUCGAAGCCCACGGCAACCAGGUGUGCCGCACCCAAAUUAAACAACAUCGGUGGAAAUGAGUCCACAUGACUAUAAAAACACCUUGCAUGGUUCUAUGCCCAGCAUGACGCUGGUAAUGGAACCCUACAGGAAAUCGCUCUUAUGCAUUUAGGAACUCUUGAUUAAAGAAUGUUCUCAACUUUUUAUUAGGUGUUAAUCCUUGCCAGAGAAAUAAUGGGGGCUGUAGUGAUUUAUGUUUGUUCGGACCGUCAGGAGUUAAAUGUGAAUGUCCAACGGGAAUGAAACUACUUGUUGACAAAAAGAAUUGUAUUUGU
Pocillopora meandrina is the source of this 8250-nucleotide messenger RNA. The record is from the annotation of a GenBank genome assembly. NCBI's taxonomy places the organism in Eukaryota, Metazoa, Cnidaria, Anthozoa, Scleractinia, Pocilloporidae.